This is a messenger RNA of Penicillium daleae, 1377 nucleotides long. RefSeq names its product oxidoreductase, 2OG-Fe(II) oxygenase family (gene alkB). Gene Ontology annotation, cellular component: nucleus; cytoplasm. The record is from RefSeq and is a predicted model, not a curated record. Lineage: Eukaryota; Fungi; Ascomycota; Eurotiomycetes; Eurotiales; Aspergillaceae. The coding region runs from base 1 to 1377 and encodes 458 amino acids. The transcript is spliced from 2 exons.
AUGGGAGUGACGCAGAUUGGAGGGACUGGGGGGAGGAAGCGAAGGGAGAAGGAAGCAAGGAGGAAGAAGAGGCGGGAAGAACCAGUAGAACAAACAUUUAAUUUGAAGUCUGAUGUUAGGGCUGCUACACUCGAUAACUUCCAGGUCCCCGCACCCACAGAUCUGUCGAGUUGGUCGAGAUUGUCGAAAUUGAAGAUAUUCACAGUCAGAAUUGCAUGGUGGGGAGGCGACAAAAACAAACAACUCCCCGCGCCGCUGGAAGGCGGUGAGCGCGUACUUUUCCUCUGCGGCGCUUCGCCGAUCAUCUCUGGCGAGAUACUUUUCACUAUGGCCCAGAUCAAAGGCAUCAAUGCUCAUGAUCGCCCACCAGAGGCUGUCCGCCAAUGCUACAAAAAGUACACAAGGUGUUCCUUGUCAGAUAUCAACCAUGACCUCGAGAUCCUCGACCUCCAACGACUAGAUCCGGAUGAGCUUCCCCCGGGUAUUACCGUCUCACAGUACAUGUCAAGUCAAGAUCUCCGGCUGGCUUUUGAUGAUUUUAUUCGCGGUGGACAUGCCUCAGACAAGGAACAUGCUCCUCUUGCUGAGAACAUACCCGUCUUCACACACAAUGCAGUAUCUGGUCUUUUGAUGAUACCCUCCUUAUUUCCCCCCACCGUUCAAAUCGAAUUACUAUCUCGUUUGCUGCACCGCGAUCUUCCUAAUCCCAAGCACAAGACCAAUCUCCAUCUCCACUACGAUGUCACAUAUCCCGAGGGAUCGGACAAUCAAGACACCCCAAAGUCCUUCUUCACCGAUGACCCGACACGGAUCCUCCAGCCAAAAGAUCCUCAGGUCCAUAAACCUCUCACUAUUCAGGGUGUGUUGGAAAAGAAGCUCCGGUGGGUCACCUUGGGUGGUCAGUACGACUGGACUGCCAAAGUAUACCCAUCUGAGCCCCCGCCACCUUUCCCACAGGACGUGGCGAAGCUGUUGAAGGCAGCCUUCCCAGAAACAGAUGCCCAAGCUGCAAUCCUGAAUCUAUAUUCCGCCGGAGAUACCCUCAGCGCGCAUCGGGACGUGAGUGAAGAGUGCGACAUCGGGCUGAUCAGUGUAAGUUUUGGCUGUGAUGGUCUAUUCCUGAUUAGCCAUGACGAUGGGAAUGGCGCGGAAGUCAUUCGACUUCGGUCAGGCGACGCCGUCUACAUGGACGGUACGUCGCGGUUUGCCUGGCACGGUGUGCCCAAGGUCCUGCCAGCCACUUGUCCCAGUUGGCUGGCAGACUGGCCAUCUCUUGGAGAAGAUGCGCCUGGCUCUCCAUAUCAAAUGUGGAAAGGAUGGAUGUCUAGCAAACGGAUCAAUCUCAAUGUGCGGCAGAUGACCAGUCCUGCUCCAUGA